Molecule: messenger RNA, 14535 nt
Organism: Menidia menidia (Atlantic silverside)
Lineage: Eukaryota; Metazoa; Chordata; Actinopteri; Atheriniformes; Atherinopsidae
Source: the annotation of a GenBank genome assembly
GCUCAACCCACCUCCCAGCAAGGGGGCAUUCUCAGGUUAAGCGUGACGUCACGGGCUCCUGCACGGUGCUGGGCUUUAGAGAGGCUGACCGUCCACUCGUGCAGCCGCCACAGGAGCAGGACACACACCGGCGCUCCGACGGAGGCCAAAGCCUUGUGUCUUUUUUUACUUCUUCUUCUUCUUCUUCUGUCGGUUUUCGGAAUUGAAGUGACCCGCCGCCGGCGGCUGCUGCUGCUUCUUCUUCUUCUACGGCCGAGCGGCUCCGGUGGCAUGGUGCUGGGAAAUAAAGGAGCCCGACGGAGGGGGGACGAAGUCCGUCUGAAGCGGUCACUGUGCGAACGGACCAUCGCAUCCCGGACCUCCGACAGGGUCCGAAUGAGUGCCAUCGGGCAUUGCUCGGGAGAUGGCGAUGAGGGUGCUCUACUUGGGAUUCCUUCUCUUCUGGGGGAUCCCUGCUUCCAGUCAAGCGAUGGCCACGGUGCGUCUCAGCAGAUGGAGAAAAACCGAGCAGGCUUUUGUCAGAGAAAGUGUGGCUCCCGUAAAGUAGUGUCUCAACAUGUUCUGGCCCCUAAAAAAUCCCGUAUCGGCUUGUGGCUCCCCUCGGUGUGUGAGCAGACGGAGGGCCUCCCCUCAGAGGACAGGGGUUUAUUUCUAAACCUGACUCACUGUGCUUUUCAGCUUUCUGUUAAAACUGUCAAACCUAAGUAUGACGAAGCUUGCCUGCCUCUAACGUCUGGCACGGCUGUAGAAGAGCUGCCUUUGUGGGGGGCUGGAUCUGGGUUGACGGCUCCUCUGUGGCCGCGCUGUACAGAGACCGCCGGACGGACAGAAAAGAGGAAGAAUUCCUCCUUUGGCGGCACUAUGAGCCCAUUUAGGUACAUCUUUUUUGCCGACCAUCGGUGGCACUCCUUCCGUGCGUUUUGCUGCCCUGUGGCGUCCCGCAGGGCUUCAUCAGAUUUAGAUUCAAAACCUAGUGGGCCACCCAAGACUUGCAGCCCGAAGCAGUUUGUGUGUAAGGACCAGGUGACCUGUAUUUCCAAAGGCUGGCGCUGCGACGGGGAGAAGGACUGUCCAGAUGGCUCUGAUGAAUCACCAGAUAUCUGCACACACAGCAAGGCGAACCAGUGUCCUGUAAAUGAGCACGGGUGUCUGGAUCCCGAUGUCUGCAUCCAUUUGAGCAAAAUGUGCGAUGGAGUCCCUGAUUGUUCCGAUGGCUGGGAUGAAGGGCCUCACUGCAGAGAAAACGCACCAGCCUGUGCCUCCCUUGGGUGCCAGUAUCAUUGUGCGGUGACUCAUGAUGGGCCUCGCUGCUACUGUGCACUCGGUUACGAGGUCGCCGCAGAUGGAAAGACAUGUCAAGAUUUCAACGAGUGCGGCGUGUACGGAACGUGCAGCCAGACGUGCACCAACAGUAAUGGAAGCUACGCCUGCACCUGUGUGGAGGGCUACCUGCUGCAGCCCGACAACCGCUCCUGCAAAGCCAAAAACGAGCUGGUUGACCGCCAGCCGGUUUUGCUGAUCGCUAACCUCCAGAAUAUCCGAUGCACCUCCCUAAGGGGCCACCCGUCCCGGCUCCCCCCCAUCCCUACCAAGCAGACAAUGGCUAUGGACUUCAUCUACGCUGAGGAGACGGUGUGCUGGAUAGAUGUAGGUGACAGUCCGGCUACCACCGAGCUUAAGUGUGCCAGCAUCAAAGACCUGAAGACCGUCAGUAACAUCCGCACCAUCAACGUCACUCUCAGCUUACACCAUGUGGAGCAGAUGGCUAUAGACUGGCUGACUGGAAACUUCUACUUCGCUGAUGACGUGGGUGACCGGUUGUUUGUCUGCAACAAAAACGGUCAGACUUGCGUGACCUUGCUGGACCAAGAGCUGUACAACCCUAAAGGCAUUGCACUGGAUCCCACAAUGGGUAAAGUGUUCUACACAGACUAUGGGUCGACUCCAAAGGUGGAGCGCUGUGACAUGGAUGGUCAGAACCGCACAAAGCUUGUGGACAGUAAGAUCGUCUUCCCCCACGGUAUCACCCUGGACCUGGUCAACCGACUGGUGUACUGGGCUGACGCCUAUUUGGACUACAUUGAAGUGGUUGACUAUGAGGGCAAAAACCGACACACCAUCAUCCAGGGUCAGCUGAUUAAACACCUGUACGGACUGACUGUAUUUGAGAACUAUCUCUAUGCCACAAACUGGGACGAGGGCAACAUCAACUCCAAGACCAGUGUGUUUCGAGUGAACCGCUUCAACAAACAGGACUUUCACGUGGUGACCCGUUUGGACCGGGGGGGCGCGCUGCACGUGUACCACCAGAGACGGCAGCCUCAAGUGCGCAGCCACGCAUGUGCCCUGGACCAGUUUGGAAAGGCUGGAGGCUGCUCUGACAUUUGUCUGCUGAGCAACAGCCACAAGGCCCGUACCUGCCGCUGCCGCUCCGGCUUCAGCCUAGGCAGCGACGGCAAGUCCUGCAAGAAACCAGAUCACGAGCUGUUCUUGGUGUACGGGAAGGGUCGUCCCGGGAUCAUCAGGGGAAUGGACAUGAAUGCUAAAGUGCCCGACGAGUACAUGAUCCCCAUUGAGAACCUGAUGAACCCCCGAGCUCUGGAUUUCCACGCCGCCAGUGAAUUCAUUUACUUUGCCGAUGCCACCAGUUACAUCAUUGGCCGACAGAAGAUAGAUGGCACAGAGAGAGACACCAUUCUGAAGGACGGUAUACGUACGGUAGAGGGAAUAGCAGUGGACUGGAUGGGAGGUAACCUCUACUGGACAGACGAUGGGCCAAAGAAGACCAUCAGUGUUGCGAGACUGGAAAAGGCCUCACAGACCCGCAAGACUCUCAUUGAAGGGAAGAUGAGCCACCCUCGUGCCAUUGUUGUGGACCCACAGCACGGAUGGAUGUACUGGACAGACUGGGAGGAGGAUCCCACAGAGAGCAACAGAGGGAAGAUUAAGAAAGCCUGGAUGGAUGGCUCACAUCACCAAGUGUUCCUGACCAGCAAAACAGUGCUGUGGCCCAACGGCUUGAGCUUGGACAUUCAACAGGGAAUCCUGUACUGGGCGGAUGCUUACUAUGACCGCAUCGAGUUGGUUUAUCUUAACACCACUGAGCGAAAGGUUGUGUAUGAGGGCCCGGAGUUAAACCACGCCUUCGGCUUAUGUCAUUAUAAGAAUUUUUUGUUUUGGAACGAGUACCGUGGUGGUAGCAUCUACAAACUGGACCAGACCACCAAGACUGUGACUCUCCUCCGCAAUGAGAGGCCACCCAUAUUUGAAAUAAGAGUGUUUGAUGCACUCCAACAGCAGGGCUCCAACGCAUGUCGAGUAUACAACGGGGGCUGUAGCAGCCUGUGCCUUGCCAUUCCUGACGGCAGAUCAUGUGGGUGUGCUGAUGACCAAAUCCUCGAUGUUGAUGGCGUCACAUGCAAAGCCAACCCCUCCUACAUGCCCCCGCCACAGUGCCAGCCCGGGGAGUUUGCCUGCAAGAACAACCGCUGCAUCCAAGAGCGCUGGAAAUGUGACGGCGACAAUGAUUGCCUGGACAACAGCGACGAAGCGCCGGAUCUCUGCCACCAGCACACCUGCCCGGCUGACCGUUUCAAAUGCGAGAACAACCGCUGUAUCCCCCUGCGAUGGCUGUGUGAUGGUGACAACGACUGUGGCAAUGAUGAGGAUGAAUCCAACACCACCUGCUCUGCUCGUACAUGCCCACCUAACCAGUACCCCUGUGCCAGUGGACGCUGCAUUCCUAUCUCCUGGACAUGCGACCUGGAUGAUGACUGUGGAGAUCGCUCAGAUGAACCCGACUCCUGUGCCUAUCCAACCUGCUUCCCUCUGACUCAGUUCACGUGCGCCAACGGCCGCUGCAUCAACAUCAACUGGCGCUGUGACAACGACAACGACUGCGGGGAUAACAGCGACGAAGCGGGCUGCAGCCACUCGUGUUCCAGUGUGCAAUUUAAAUGCAACAGCGGCCGCUGCAUCCCAGAGUACUGGACCUGCGACGGCGACAACGACUGUGGGGACUACAGUGACGAGACUCACGCCAACUGUACCAACAAGUCAACCCGCCCCCCAGGUGGCUGCCACAAUGAUGAGUUUCAGUGCCGGAUGGAUGGCCUCUGCAUUCCUAUGCGAUGGCGCUGUGAUGGCGACACGGACUGCAUGGACCUGAGCGACGAGAACAACUGUGAGGGUGUCACCCAUAUGUGUGACACCACAGUCAAGUUCAGCUGCAGAGACUCUGCUCGCUGUAUCAGCAAAGCAUGGGUCUGUGAUGGCGACAGCGACUGUGAGGACAACUCGGAUGAGGACAACUGUGAGGCUUUGGUGUGCAAGCUGUCUCACCACAUGUGUGCGACCAACGACUCCAUCUGCCUGGCACCUGAGAAACUGUGCGACGGCACUGAUGAUUGUCCGGAUGGCUCUGACGAGAAACUUUGUGACUUGUGUUCAUCUGACAAAGGGGGUUGCAGUCACAACUGCAGCAUCAUUCCGGGGGAGGGCUUCAUGUGCUCGUGCCCCCUGGGAAUGGAGCUGGGCGCUGACAACAAAACCUGCCAGAUCCAGAGUUUCUGUGCCAAACACCUUAAAUGUAGCCAGAAGUGCGAACAAGAAAAAUCCAGCGUCAAGUGCUCUUGUUAUGAAGGCUGGGAGCUGGAGGCAGAUAUGGAGAGUUGUAAAAGCACUGAUCCCUUCAAGCCUUUCAUCAUUUUCUCCAAUCGGCAUGAGAUCAGAAGGAUUGACCUUCACAAGGGAGAGUUCAGUGUGCUUGUACCAGGCUUGAGGAACACCAUUGCACUGGACUUCCACCUUAACCAGAGCACACUCUAUUGGACCGACGUUGUGGAGGACAAGAUCUACCGAGGAAAACUGUCAGAAAAUGGAGCCUUGACAAGUUUUGAGGUGGUGAUCCAGUAUGGACUUGCUACUCCCGAGGGCCUAGCUGUUGACUGGAUCGCUGGAAACAUCUACUGGGUGGAGAGCAAUCUGGAUCAGAUUGAAGUGGCAAGACUGGAUGGGACCAUGAGAACCACUCUGUUGGCUGGGGAAGUGGAGCAUCCCCGGGCCAUCGCUCUAGAUCCUCGUGAUGGUAUUCUAUUUUGGACGGACUGGGAUGCUAGCCUGCCCAGGAUAGAAGCGGCGUCUAUGAGCGGUGAGGGCCGACGCACCAUCCACAGGGAGACGGGGAGCGGUGGCUGGCCCAACGGCCUCACCGUGGACUACAUGGAAAGACGCAUUGUGUGGAUCGAUGCCAGGUCAGACGCUAUCUACUCGGCUAAGUAUGAUGGCACCGGACUGAUUGAGGUGUUGCGGGGUCAUGAAUAUUUGAGUCACCCCUUCGCUGUGACCAUGUAUGGAGGCGAGGUCUACUGGACCGACUGGAGAACCAACACUCUGGCCAAAGCCAACAAGUGGACUGGGAACAAUGUCACUGUAGUCCAACGCACCAACACACAGCCCUUUGACUUGCAGGUCUAUCACCCAUCCAGACAACCGCAGGCACCCAACCCAUGUGCCACCAGUGACGGCAAAGGCCCAUGUUCCCACUUGUGUCUCAUCAACUUUAACCAGACCUUCUCCUGUGCCUGCCCCCACCUCAUGAAGCUGCAGGCCGACAAACGCACCUGCAAAGAGUCCCGAAAGUUCUUACUCUACGCUCGCCAGAUUGAGAUCCGAGGGGUGGACAUCGACAACCCUUACUACAACUACAUCAUCUCCUUUACUGUGCCAGACAUAGACAAUGUGACAGUCGUGGAUUAUGAUGCUGUGGAGCAUCGCAUCUACUGGUCUGAUGUGCGAACACAGACCAUAAAGAGAGCUUUUAUUAAUGGUACUGGGGUGGAGACCGUUGUGUCUGCUGAUCUACCAAAUGCCCAUGGACUGGCAGUAGACUGGGUGUCCAGGAACCUUUUCUGGACCAGCUAUGAUGCCAACAAGAAGCAGAUCAACGUGGCAAGGCUGGAUGGCUCUUUCAAGAAUGCAGUGAUCCAGGGAUUAGACAAGCCCCACUGUCUUGUCAUUCAUCCUCUACUUGGGAAGCUUUACUGGACUGAUGGUGACAACAUAAGUAUGGCUAACAUGGAUGGUAGUAACCACACCACACUCUUCACAGAUCAGAAAGGCCCAGUGGGCUUGUCUAUUGACUAUGAAAGGAAGCAGUUAUACUGGAUCAGCUCAGGAAACAGCACAAUAAGCCGAUGUCAGCUGGAUGGAUCCAACUUGGAGAUCUUGGAUGGUGUCAAAGGCAAACUUACUAAGGCUACGGCCCUAGCUAUUAUGGGCGACAAGCUGUGGUGGGCCGAUCAUGGAACUGACCAGAUAGGGACAUGUGACAAGAAGGAUGGUGGAAACUGGAAAGUAAUGCGAAAUAACACCGCUCCAAUGAUGCACAUGAGGAUUUAUGAUGAAGACGUGCAGAAAGCUGGCAUCAACCUCUGCAGCAACAACAAUGGCGACUGCUCACAGCUGUGUCUGCCCACUUCUCCAACAACAAGGUCCUGCAUGUGCACGGCUGGAUACAGCCUGAGAACAGGGCAGCAGUCCUGUGAAGGCAUGGGCUCCUUCCUGCUUUAUUCGGUUCAUGAAGGAAUCAGAGGAAUUCCCCUGGACCCGGCAGAUAAAUCUGAUGCCUUGGUGCCCGUGUCUGGCACAUCAUUGGCUGUCGGCAUUGACUUUCAUGCUGAGAAUGACACCAUCUACUGGGUGGAUAUGGGCCUGAGUACCAUCAGCAGAGCAAAAAGAGAUCAGACAUGGAGAGAGGAUGUGGUGACUAAUGGCAUUGGCAGGGUGGAGGGCAUCACCGUUGACUGGAUCGCAGGCAAUAUUUACUGGACUGACCAGGGCUUUGAUGUGAUUGAAGUUGCCAGGCUGAAUGGCUCAUUCCGCUAUGUGGUCAUUUCCCAGGGUCUGGACAAGCCCAGAGCUAUAACUGUCCACCCAGUGAAAGGUUAUUUGUUCUGGACAGAGUGGGGCCAAUAUCCCCGCAUUGAACGCUCUCGGUUGGAUGGGUCCCAGAGAUUGGUCAUGGUCAACGCCAGCAUCAGUUGGCCAAACGGAAUUUCCAUCGACUACAAGGAGGAUCUGCUGUAUUGGUGCGAUGCCAGAACAGACAAGAUUGAGCGCAUUAACUUGGAGACUGGAGAGAACCGGGAGCUGGUGCUGGCCAGCAACAAUAUGGAUAUGUUCGCUGUAUCAGUGUUUGAAGAAUACAUCUACUGGAGUGAUAGGACUCAUGCAAAUGGCUCCAUUAAGAGAGGCAGCAAAGACAAUGCUACAGAUGCUGUGCAGCUCAGGACGGGCAUUGGCGUCCAACUGAAAGACAUUAAGGUUUUUAACAGGGCCAGACAGAAAGGCACAAACAUCUGCAAAGACAAAAAUGGCGGCUGUGAGCAGCUGUGUCUUUACCGCGGCAACGGGGAGCGCACCUGCGCCUGUGCCCACGGCAUGCUGGCCGAGGACAACCGCAGCUGCCGAGACUACGACGGAUACCUGCUGUACUCCGAACGCACCAUAUUGAAAAGCAUUCACCUGUCCGACGAGACCAACCUCAACGCGCCGAUAAAACCGUUUGAGGAUCCCGACCACAUGAAGAACGUCAUCGCCCUCAGCUUCGACUACCACGGAGGCGGAGGGAAAGGAGCCAACCGCAUUUUCUUCAGUGACAUUCAUUUCGGCAACAUCCAGCAGAUCAACGAUGACGGCACUGAUCGCAAGAUCGUUGUGGACAAUGUCGGGUCAGUUGAGGGCCUGGCGUACCAUCGAGGUUGGGAUACACUUUACUGGACCAGUUACACAACCUCCACCAUCACUCGCCACACCGUGGAUCAGAGCCGCUCUGUGGCCUAUAAUCGCAACACUGUCGUCACUAUGUCUGGAGAAGACCACCCCAGAGCCUUUGUGCUGGACGAGUGUCAGGAUCUCAUGUUCUGGACCAACUGGAACGAGCAGGCUCCCAGCAUCAUGAGGGCCUCUCUGAAUGGAGCCAAUGUGAUUGUCAUCGUUGGCAAUGACAUCAAAACUCCAAACGGAUUGGCCAUAGAUCACCGCGCUGAGAAACUCUACUUCUCGGACGCCACCCUUGAUAAGAUUGAACGCUGCGAGUAUGAUGGAAGCAGCCGUUACGUCCUGCUGAAGAAUGAGCCUGUCCAUCCUUUCGGUCUGGCUGUGUAUGGAGAUUAUAUCUUUUGGACUGAUUGGGUGAGGAGGGCUGUCCUUAGAGCUGAUAAGUACACAGGAGGAGACAUGAAAGUCCUACGUGCCGACAUCCCUCAGCAGCCUAUGGGCAUCGUUGCUGUGGCCAAUGACACCAACAGCUGUGAGUUUUCUCCUUGCCGAACAAAUAAUGGAGGCUGCCAGGAUUUGUGUCUGCCCACAUCUGAUGGGCAGGUCAACUGCAGUUGCCGUGGAGACAGACAACUUCUUGAAGACAGCACAUGCUCUUCGCUCAACGUGUCGUGCGGGAGUGUUGAUGACUUUGAGUGUGGAAACGGGGACUGCAUUAACUACAGCCUUACCUGUGAUGGGAUGGCCCACUGCAAGGACAAGUCUGAUGAGAAGCAGUCCUAUUGUGCCAAUCGUAUUUGUAAGAAGGGCUACAGGCGCUGCAUUAAUGGCCGCUGCAUCGGUCACCAGUUCUGGUGUGAUGGCACCGACGACUGUGGAGACCGUUCAGAUGAACUGCCCUGCAAUAUGACACUGUGCAAAGAGGGAGAGUUUCAGUGCAAAGAUGGAAGCUGCAUUUCCAACAGCAGUCGCUGUGAUCAGGUGGUCAACUGUGAGGAUGCAAGCGACGAAAUGAAAUGCCAACCUACGGACUGCUCCCGUUUCUUCCGGCUUGGCGUUAAAGGAGCCUCCUUUCGGAGCUGUGAGACAACCACUAUGUGUUAUCUGCCCUCGUGGGUGUGUGACGGCAACAAUGACUGUGGAGACUUUUCCGAUGAGAGAAACUGUCCAGAUAAAAGAAAGCUUAAAUGUCCAGUCAACUUCUUCGCCUGUCCCAGCGGUCGCUGCAUUCCUAUGAGCUGGACGUGUGAUAAGGAGAAUGACUGUGAGAAUGGAGCCGAUGAGACACAUUGUGACAAAUUCUGUACAUCAUCCCAGUUUGAAUGUGGCAACCAUCGCUGCAUUUCCAGCCACUGGGUGUGCGACGGCUCUGAUGACUGUGGAGACGGCUCUGAUGAAGACCAGAGAUGUAAAUCCAAAACCUGCAGUCCCGAGGCUUUCCAUUGUCCAGGCUCUCAUAUGUGUGUGCCUCAACGUUGGAAAUGUGAUGGAGAUAAAGACUGUCCAGAUGGUGCUGAUGAGAGUGUUAAAGCUGGCUGCAUGUACACCAACUACACGUGCGAUGCCAAGAAUGAGUUCAUGUGCCAGAACAGAGAGUGUAUCCCCAAACACUUUGUGUGUGAUCACGACAUCGACUGCUCUGACGGUUCAGAUGAAUCCCCAGAAUGUGAAUACCCAACGUGUGGUCCAGAUGAGUUUCGCUGUGCCAAUGGUCGCUGCCUCAACCAGAAAAAAUGGGAAUGUGAUGGAGAGUUCGACUGUCAGGAUCGUUCCGAUGAAGCUCCCAAGAACCCUCGUUGCACAGACUCAGAGAGGACUUGUAACGAAUCAGCUUUCAUGUGCCAUAAUGGGAAGUGCUUGAAUGAGACCCUGCUGUGUGACCGGAACGAUGACUGUGGGGAUGGUUCUGAUGAACUCAACUGCUUCAUCAAUGAGUGUCUGAACAGUAAGCUGAGUGGCUGCUCACAGCUCUGUGAUGACCUCAAGAUUGGCUUCAAGUGCAGGUGCCAUCCCGGCUUCCAGCUGAAACGCAAUGGGAAGACCUGUGUGGAUAUAGACGAGUGCAAAACCACUUACCCCUGUUCUCAGCACUGCCUCAACACACACGGGAGUUUCCACUGUCUCUGCGUGGAUGGCUUUGAAGUCAGCCCUAAUGACCCCACCAUCUGCAAGUCCACAUCUGAAGUGGAGCCCUACCUCAUCUUUGCUAACCGUUACUACCUGAGAAAACUCAACCUGGAUGGCUCUAACUACACUCUAAUAAAGCAGGGCCUCAAUAAUGCGGUGGCUCUGGACUUCCACUAUGCAGAGCAGAUGAUCUACUGGACAGAUGUGACCACCCAGGGUAGCAUGAUUCGACGCAUGAACAUGAAUGGCAGCAACAUGGAGGUUUUGCACCGAACUUCUCUGAGUAACCCCGAUGGUUUGGCUGUGGACUGGGUCGGUGGAAACUUGUACUGGUGCGAUAAAGGCCGGGACACUAUUGAGGUAUCAAAGCUCAAUGGGGCUUACAGGACUGUGCUGGUCAACAGUGGCCUUAGAGAACCGCGUGCUGUGGCUGUGGAUGUACGCUAUGGAUACCUUUAUUGGUCUGACUGGGGUGACAACCCCCACAUUGGGAGAGUUGGGAUGGAUGGCACCAACAAAAGUAUCAUCGUAAAGGAUAAGAUCACCUGGCCCAAUGGACUAACCCUGGACUUUAUCAAUGACCGGAUAUACUGGGCUGAUGCCAGGGAGGAUUACAUUGAGUUUUCCAGCCUGGAUGGCAAAAACAGACACACAGUUCUUACCCAAGACAUCCCUCACAUAUUUGCCAUGACGCUGUUUGAGGAGUAUAUAUACUGGACUGACUGGGAGACGAAGUCCAUCAGCAGGGCUCAUAAGACUCUGGGUACCAACAAGAGCACCCUCAUCAAUACCCUGCAUCGGCCCAUGGACAUUCAUAUUUACCAUCCCUACCGCCAGCCAGAGGUGCUUAACCAUCCAUGCCAGACAGACAACGGUGGCUGCAGCAACCUCUGCCUCCUGUCACCAGGAGGAGGCUUUAAAUGCGCCUGCCCCACCAACUUCUACCUGGCCAGUGAUCAACGUACCUGCAUGUCCAACUGCACGGCCAGCCAGUUUGUGUGCAAGAACGACAAGUGCAUUCCUUUUUGGUGGAAAUGUGACACUGAGGAUGACUGCGGCGACCGCUCCGAUGAGCCAGCAGACUGUCCGGAGUUCAAAUGCAGGCCAGGACAGUUUCAGUGUGGAACGGGAAUCUGCACCAACCCCGCCUACAUCUGUGAUGGAGACAACGACUGCCAGGACAAUUCGGACGAGGCCAACUGCGAUAUUCACGUUUGCCUGCCCAGUCAGUUCAAAUGUUCCCACCCAAGUCGCUGUAUCCCAGGCAUCUUCCGCUGUAACGGCCAGGACAACUGCGGAGAGGGAGAGGACGAAAAGGACUGCCCUGAGGUCACCUGCGCGCCCACUCAGUUCCAGUGCGCCAUCACCAAACGCUGCAUCCCUCGCCUCUGGGUGUGCGACCGGGACAACGACUGUGUUGACGGAUCUGACGAGCCGGCCAACUGCACCCAGAUGACUUGCGGCGUGGACGAGUUCCGAUGCAAAGACUCGGGGCGCUGCAUCCCCGCCCGCUGGAAGUGUGACGGCGAGGACGAUUGCGGCGACGCGUCGGAUGAACCAAAAGAGGAGUGCGCUGAGAGGACGUGUGAGCCCUACCAGUUCAGAUGUAAGAAUAACCGCUGCGUACCCGGGCGCUGGCAGUGCGACUACGACAACGACUGCGGCGACAACUCGGACGAAGACAAGUGCAAGCCCAGAGAAUGCUCAGAAAGUGAAUUUGCGUGCACAAAUGGACGCUGCAUCGCCGGGAGAUGGAAGUGCGAUGGGGAUCACGACUGUGCUGAUGGAUCUGAUGAGCAUGGCUGUGAUCUGAAGUGUGACAACGACCAGUUCCAGUGUAAGAAUGGCCACUGCAUUCCAAUCCGCUGGCGGUGUGACGCCGAUCCUGACUGCAUGGAUGGUAGUGAUGAGGAGAACUGUGGCAGUGCUGCUGGGCGUCACUGCCCUCUGGAUGAGUUCCAGUGCAACAACACUCUGUGUAAACCGCUGGCCUGGAAGUGUGACGGUGAGGACGACUGCGGGGACAACUCUGAUGAGAAUCCGGACGAAUGCAGGCGGUUCCAGUGUCCACCCACCAGAGUCUUCCGCUGCCGAAACGACCGCGUGUGUCUGCAAAUGUCAAAGAGGUGUGACGGUGUUAAUAACUGUGGUGACAACUCUGAUGAACUCAACUGCGAGGCCACUCCAUCUACUCCCACCUGUGAAAAGGAUGAGUUCCUGUGUUCCAAUGGCAGAUGCAUCAGCUCCACUCUGCGCUGUAACUUCUUUAACGACUGUGAGGACUAUGGCUCUGAUGAGAUCGACUGCAAGACAGCAGAAACGAAGCUGAACGACUGUCGCAGUAACAGGACUCAGUGCGGUGAUGGAGAUGAGGCCCACUGCGUCACCAAUGGCACAGACUCGUUCUGCUCCUGUAAACCAGGUUUCCAGAAGAUAGGACACCACACCUGUGGAGAUAAGAAUGAAUGUCUGCAGUUUGGAGUAUGUUCCCACAUCUGCAACAACACCAAGGGAUCAUUCAAAUGCAGCUGCCACAAGUACUUCAGCAGGAUCCACGACACCUGCAAGGCUGAUAACAUGAACAGCAGUCAACAGAUUCUUUACAUCGCGGAUGACAAUGAAAUCCGGAGCCUGGACCCCGGCAUGCCAAACUGGCGCUACGAGCAGACCUUCCAGGGGGACGCCAGCGUGCGCAUCGAUGCCAUGGACAUACACGUCCGAACCAACCGCGUCUUCUGGACCAACUGGCACACCGGUCGCAUUUCCUCCUACGAACUCCCCGGACCAUCCACGUCCUCCAACUCUCAUCGAAACCGCCGACAGAGCGAGGGCAGACACAUCGACCUGCAGAUUAAGGAACUCAAGAUGCCACGCGGUAUAGCCGUGGACUGGGUGGCCGGCAACCUGUACUGGACCGACUCUGGCCGAGACGUUAUCGAAGUAGCUCAGAUGUCCGGUCAACAUUGCAAGACCCUCAUCUCUGGCAUGAUAGAUGAGCCUUACGCCAUCGUAGUGGACCCACAGAGAGGUACCAUGUAUUGGGCUGACUGGGGAAACCAUCCUAAAAUUGAGACAGCGGCCAUGGAUGGCACCCUUAGACAAACUCUAGUUCAUGAGAACAUCCAGUGGCCAACAGGUUUGGCUGUGGACUACUUCAACGAGCGUCUUUACUGGGCUGAUGUUAAACUGUCGGUCAUCGGCAGUGUCCGUCUGGAUGGCUCUGACCCCGUGGUUGCAGUCUCGGGCAUCAAAAACAACCUGCUGCAUCCCUUCAGCAUAGAUAUCUUUGAAGACUACAUAUAUGGCGUCACAUAUGUCGACAAUUUUGUCUUCCGGGUCAACAAAUUUGGCAAAGGCCCCAUGGAGAAUCUCACGACAGGCAUCAAUCAUGCCACUGACAUAGUCCUGUAUCACCGUUACAAGCAGCCAGAGGUGACUAACCCCUGUGACAAGAAAAAGUGCGAGUGGCUGUGUCUUCUCAGCCCCAGUGGGCCAGUUUGCACUUGCCCAAACAACUACGUCUCAGACAACGGGACGUGCGUGGAGAGGCCAACCCCGACCCAGUCGCCCAUCUCUCCCCCCUCAGGGCCCUGCAAUAUUCAGUGUCAGAAUGGCGGCAGCUGCUUCCUCAACGCCCGUCAGGUGGCCAAGUGUCGCUGUCAGCCCAGCUACACUGGAGAGAGAUGUGAGAUCAACCAGUGCAGAGACUACUGCAUGAACGGAGGCACCUGCGCUGCUUCCCAUACCGGUGCACCUACUUGCAGAUGUCCUAAAGGAUUUACUGGGCCCAACUGCAACCUGCACACUUGUCAGGACUAUUGCCUAAAUGGAGGCAGCUGUACAGUCAACACAGGAAACCAACCAACCUGCAGCUGCCCAUCACCUUACCAAGGAGACCAGUGCCAGUACAGUAAAUGUGAAGACUUCUGCCUCAACGGUGGAACCUGCUUGCAAACCACAAACGGCACCAAACUCUGUCUGUGUCCUUCUCACUUCAUCGGACACCAGUGUGAGCUGGACAAGUGUCAGUUCUGUGGAGAAGGCACAUGCUUGAUGCCACCCUCCGGGGAAGUCUCCUGCAAAUGUCCCAAUGGUCAGGUGCAGCCCAGCUGCUACUCCUGUUUGGACUACUGCCAAAAUGGACAAUGUUCAAUUGAGACUCGUACUCUACUUCCCCAGUGCAAGUGUUCGUUGGGUUGGAAGGGAUACAGAUGUGAAGUGGCGCCAGAUUUUUCAGAUUCCUCCUCUUCUAGUAGUAGUGCCACCUCCACCGUCAUCCCCGUGCUCCUGCUGCUGCUGGCGCUGGUGGUGGUGGGCGCCAUCAUGUGGUACAAAUGGAGAAUGCGGGGUGCAAAGGGCUUCCAGCACCACCGGAUGACAAAUGGAGCCAUGAAUGUCGAGAUUGGAAAUCCAGCCUAUAAGAUCUAUGAAGGGGAUCCUGACGAUGAUGCUGGGGAACUUCUAGAUUCAGAUUUUGCUUUGGACCCAGACAAGCCCACCAACUUUACCAACCCGGUAUAUGCCACCCUGUACAUGGGUGCCCACAACAGUCGCAACUCCCUGGCAAGCACUGACGAAAAGAAGGAGCUCCUCUCCCAGGCCGAUGAGGAUAUGAGUGACCCGCUGGCA